AUAGCUAGAGGUCGAUCGCUUUGGACGGCACGUCGCUGUCAUGCCUCAUGCGUACGUUUACUCGCUACAGAAGCAACCGGCGUCUGCCAAGUGGUUGGGCCGUUGGAAUUCAGGGAUCAGACGGAAAAGGGCGUCCGGUGAAGAAGUUCCCGUACUUGAAGGAUCUCAAGGGAAUAUACUGUAUCCAGUAUGAUUCGGCCUGCUAAAUUUGUUUGCGACCUGCCUGCCGAUCUUGAGAGGAUGCGUCGAUGCAUAGGUCUCCUUGCUUGUUUGGUUGGGCAAGCAAGUUAGGCUCUCGUCAUGGUCAUCUCCACAUAUGGCAGGCAUAACCAAUUCCCUGCCUGCUCCUGCUAGAUGUUUGCUUGAUAUUGAUAGCAGUAAUGAUUAACUCCUAUUGUGCAAGUUGCAAUGAAGGCAUGCAGGUCUCGUGUAGUACUACUUUACAAGUUAAAACCUUUUUCCCCCUUAAGUAUAGAAAACAAGAACGAACCAAAGGGGACUGCCACAACACGAAAGGAGAGAAGGACAUGUGCGUGGUCGGAGCAAUCAACAACUACACCGCCGCGCUGAAGGACUCGUCAAGUCCUUAUGAUCCGACCGAGAGCUUGAUGUUCCUGGCGCACUUCGUCGGCGACGUCCAUCAGCCCCUCCACUGUGGCCAUACCGAAGAUCUCGGCGGCAACACCAUCAUCGUCCACUGGUACAGAAGGAAGAGCAACCUUCACCAUGUGUGGGAUGUGAACGUUAUUGAGACAGCCAUGAAGGAUUUCUACGACAACGAUCUAAGCACCAUGAUACAGGCCAUCCAGCAGAACAUCACUGAGGAGUGGGCUAACGAAGAGAAACAGUGGGAGACGUGCCGUAGCCGGACAAAGACUUGUGCCGACAAGUACGCUGAAGAGAGCGCAAAGCUGGCCUGCAAGGCGUACGAGGGUGUUGAACAGGACUCCACCUUAGAAGAUGACUAUUUCUUCGCUGCGCUGCCCGUAGUUCAGAAGAGGAUUGCCCAAGGAGGUGUGAGGCUUGCUGCAAUACUCAACAAGCUAUUCCGUGGGAACAGCAAGCUACAGAGCAGCUGAUUCAAUUAGAAAUUAAACAAUUGAAGGUGGGGAGGAAUUGGUCUGCAUUCUGAACUAGAAUAAGAUUAUCUUGUCUGACAAUGUAACUUUAGUGAUCAGAUCACGACCAUGACUAGAUGUAUUUUCUAUUCGUCAGAGUAGCUCAUGAUUUGUUACAGAAUUGAUGAAGCACUCGUACGUAAUGCGUAAGUGUGCAGUAGAUGGUGUAUUCACCUGUGUAUCCCUGUAUCUGUGUGUCUUUCAGCUUGAUGUAAGAAGAAAUGUAACGAAAUGAAUAGAAGAAUUUGUGGAUGCAUGGAUCGAUA
Messenger RNA from Panicum hallii, 1384 nucleotides. RefSeq names its product endonuclease 2-like. The coding region runs from base 381 to 1079 and encodes 232 amino acids. Gene Ontology annotation, biological process: DNA catabolic process. The transcript is spliced from 7 exons. The record is from RefSeq and is a predicted model, not a curated record. NCBI's taxonomy places the organism in Eukaryota, Viridiplantae, Streptophyta, Magnoliopsida, Poales, Poaceae. Gene Ontology annotation, molecular function: endonuclease activity; nucleic acid binding.